AUGACCACAAGGAACAACCCAGCAGCUUUGCCAGUUAUCGAUGCAACAUCGCCACAACAGACUCCUGCAAGGGUAAUAAAUAAGCCGAAAUCUGUGGUGAGACCGAUGCUGAAACAAAACCAGCCGUUGUCCAGCGCUGCUGGAGUACAGGCAAGUUGCAGUUUAAAAAUUCAACGACUACGGCUAAUUCAACGACUACGAUUUGCUGCUAACUAUUCUUUCCUGGAUAACAAAGCAAAAUCAGGGCGAGUCGCUUCGGAGCCGUCGUACAUAUCGCGUAAGCUAGCAAAACCUCUCAGGCCGUCACCCACCUCAAAAGCAGCUGCUGCCACAGCACCAGUGCGUACACGGACCGCAGUUCGGGCUUCAUCGCCUUCCACAGUUGAAGAUCUAACGUUCGGAACUGAGAAACCAAAACGGCGUCAUACUGAUGUUCCCAGGAAGGCAAGUACACUUUUCUACCAUACUUUAGAUGCCUAA
This is a messenger RNA of Gongylonema pulchrum, 480 nucleotides long. Lineage: Eukaryota; Metazoa; Nematoda; Chromadorea; Rhabditida; Gongylonematidae. The record is from the annotation of a GenBank genome assembly.